AUGGCCAAUACCUCCUGUGUCACCGAGUUCCUACUUCUGGGCUUUUCCAGCCUCGGAGAACUGCAGCUUGUUCUCUUUGUGGUCUUUCUCUUCCUCUAUCUGAUCAUCCUGAGUGGAAAUGUCACCAUCAUCUCAGUUAUCUUCUCAGAUCACAGCCUCCACACGCCCAUGUACUUCUUUCUAGGUAUCCUUUCUACCUCUGAGAUCUUCUACACGAUGGUUAUCCUGCCCAAGAUGCUUAUCAACCUGCUUUCUGUAUUCAGGACACUCUCCUUUGUGAGUUGUGCCACCCAGAUGUUCUUUUUUCUCGGUUUUGCUGUCACCAACUGCCUGCUUCUAGGAGUGAUGGGCUACGACCGCUAUGCUGCCAUCUGCCAGCCUUUGCACUACCCCAUUCUCAUGAGCUGGAGGGUGUGUGGACAACUGGCAGCAACUUGUAUGGUUAGUGGCUUCCUAAUAUCUCUGAUGGGAACCACUUUGAUCUUCAGUCUCCCUUUCUGUGGUUCCAGCAGGGUCAACCACUAUUUCUGUGACAUUUCACCAGUCAUCCGCCUCGCCUCUGCAGAGAGCUACAUCUAUGAACUGGUUAUCUUCAUCUGUGGGGUCUUGGUGCUUGUGAUGCCCCUGAUCUUCAUCUGCAUCUCCUAUGGCUUCAUUGUCCACACCAUCCUGAAGAUCCCAUCAGCUGAAGGCAAGCAGAAAGCCUUCUCCACCUGUGCUUCCCAUCUCAUUGUGGUCAUUGUCCAUUAUGGCUGUGCUUCCUUUGUCUACCUGCGGCCCUCAGCCAAAUAUACAUCAGGCAAAGACAGGCUGGUGACAGUGACUUAUACCAUCAUCACCCCACUGUUGUACCCCAUGGUUUACAGCCUCAGGAACAAAGACGUACAGUUGGCCAUUUGGAAAAUGAUUGCCAAGACUGGGUUUUCACUUAAGACUUUAUAA
Messenger RNA from Tupaia belangeri chinensis (Chinese tree shrew), 942 nucleotides. RefSeq names its product olfactory receptor 10R2-like. The coding region runs from base 1 to 942 and encodes 313 amino acids. Gene Ontology annotation, molecular function: G protein-coupled receptor activity; olfactory receptor activity. Gene Ontology annotation, biological process: G protein-coupled receptor signaling pathway. NCBI's taxonomy places the organism in Eukaryota, Metazoa, Chordata, Mammalia, Scandentia, Tupaiidae. The record is from RefSeq and is a predicted model, not a curated record. Gene Ontology annotation, cellular component: membrane. The transcript has a single exon.